CCCGAGUCUGGAGGCGCUUUCCUCUCGUGCACCGGCACCUCCUGUCGCUUCCUUCCGGGCACAGUGCGACACAAACAGCCGGACUAUCCGGGGCCCGGCGCGGGGAGCGCGCACAGCGCCCCCCUCCCCCCGCAUCUCCCUUGAGGACCAACGGCUCCGCCUCCUAAGAGGCGUGGGACGUGGGUGGCACAGGGUGGCGCCCAACGGAGGAGGCCGUUGCCGGGUCCUCCCCCGGUAACCCCGGGGGCGUGAGGCUGGGGGCGACUGCACGUGUGAUGGGUGGCCCCAGGGACCUACGGGAGAGUGAAAGGCACGAUGUUCCUCCUGGAAGAGGGCCCCAGCCCAGGUGCUGGGCUUGGCAGCUGAGCAGCGAGAGACGGAAGCCGCGGGCUACUACAGGGAGGGUGGAGGGACGGCCCCUUCCCUCCAGCACUGGCGGCCGGUGCGGAAUUCUACAGCCACCGAAUCAAUCCUUCAGUACUUCACCGGAAGGAUCUUCCGGCAUGUCUCAGAAUGGAUACCUUGAGGAUGCAGGCUACCUCAAGUGUGACACUGAUGAUGCCUCUGAAACCCGUGAGGAGAGCCUAGGGGACGAGGCCUUCGACACGGUCAACUCCUCCAUCGUGUCUGGCGAGAGCAUCCGUUUUUUUGUCAACGUCAACCUCGAGGUGCAGCCCACCCAGGCUGCCGAGAGUGAGUCACCUGGUGGCUGUGGACUUCUACACACCUCCCGCAAGUACCUGAAGUUAAAGAACUUUGAGGAAGAGAUCCGCGCGCACCGGGACCUAGACGGCUUCCUGGCACGGGCCAGCAUCAUCCUGAACGAGACGGCCACCUCACUGGACGACGUGCUGCGGGCCAUGCUGUGCCGUUUAGCCCAUGACCCCCACAAUACUGAGCCUGACUGCAACUUGGACCUGCUCAUGGCCAUGCUCUUCACUGAUGCCGGGGCCCCCACGGAGGGAAAGGUCCAUGUGCUGUCGGAUACCAUCCAAGGGGUCACUGCCACGGUCACAGGGGUGCAAUACCAGCAGUCAUGGCUCUGCAUCAUCUGUACCUCCAAGGCCCUACUGAAGCGGCACGUGUGCAUUAGCCGCCUGGUUCGCCCGCAGAACUGGGGGGAGAAUUCCUGUGAGGUGCGGUUCGUCAUCCUGGUGCUGGCCCCACCCAAGAUGAAAAGCACCAAGACGGCGACCGAGGUGGGGCGCACGUUCGCCACCAUGUUCUUGGACAUCACCUUCCGCCAGAAGCUCCUGAAGACCCGCACGGAGGAAGAAUUCAAGGAGGCCCUGGUACAUCAGAGACAGCUGCUCACCGUGGUGAGCCAGUGUCCUACUGCCAGCACGAGGGGUUACCACGUGAGCUCCAUCUGCACCCACAGAGCCUUGCAGCCCCCACAGCACAAGGACUUUCUCCCUGUGGGGAAGGGCAUCUGGGAGGACAUCGCCCGCAGGUUCCCCAUGUACCCCCUCGACUUCACUGAUGGCAUUAUUGGGAAAAACAAGGCUGUGGGCAAAUACAUCACCACCACCCUGUUCCUCUACUUCGCCUGCCUUCUGCCUACGAUCGCUUUUGGGUCCCUCAACGAUGAGAACACAAACGGGGCCAUUGAUGUGCAGAAGACGGUGGCCGGGCAGAGCAUUGGAGGCCUCUUGUACGCGCUCUUCUCCGGGCAGCCGCUGGUAGUGCUGCUGACAACCGCGCCCCUGGCCCUCUACAUCCACGUGAUUCGUGGCAUCUGUGACGACUACGAUCUGGACUUCAACACCUUCUAUGCGUGGACGGGCCUGUGGAACAGUUUCUUCCUUGCGCUUUAUGCUCUCUUCAACCUUAGCCUGGUCAUGAGUCUCUUCAAGAGGUCGACGGAGGAGAUCAUUGCCUUGUUCAUUUCCAUCACAUUCGUGCUGGAUGCUGUCAAGGGCAUGGUCAAAAUCUUCCAGAAGUACUACAAUGGCCACAACCUUGGGAACUACUACGCAGAUAGCCCUUCCUUGGUGAGCCUGCUAGGUGUCAACACCAGCCUCCACACUGCCCUCAACACCAGCCUCCUGUCCAGCCCGCCAGAGCUGACCUCUGUGGACACCCGUGCUACCGAGCACCCAAGCCGGGAGACCGCCGUGCUCAGCCUCCUUAUCAUGCUGGGCACGCUCUGGCUGAGCUACACCCUCUACCAGUUCAAGAAGAGCCCCUACCUGCACCCCUGCAUGCGUGAGAUCCUGUCAGACUGUGCCCUGCCCAUCUCAGUGCUCACCUUCUCCCUCAUCUGCUCCUAUGGCUUCCGAGAAAUUAAGAUGAGCAAGUUCCGCUACAACCCCAGCGAGAGCCUGUUUGAGAUAGCCGAGAUGCACUCGCUGUCCCUCAGGGCCAUCGGCAGCGCUAUGGGCCUCGGCUUCCUGCUGUCCAUGCUCUUCUUCAUCGAGCAGAACCUAGUGGCUGCCUUGGCUAAUGCACCAGAGAACAGGCUGGUGAAGGGCACUGCCUACCACUGGGACCUCCUGCUGGUCGCCAUCAUCAACACUGGGCUGUCUCUGUUUGGGAUGCCCUGGAUCCACGCUGCCUACCCCCACUCCCCGUUGCACGUGCGGGCACUGGCUUUGGUGGAAGAGCGUGUGGAGAAUGGGCACAUUUAUGAGACGAUUGUGAAUGUGAAGGAGACACGGCUGACCACCCUCGGCGCCAGUGUCCUGGUGGGCUUCUCCCUCCUGCUGCUGCCCUUCCCGCUGCAGUGGAUCCCCAAGCCUGUGCUCUACGGGCUCUUCCUCUAUAUCGCGCUCACCUCCAUUGACGGCAACCAGCUCUUCGAGCGCAUGGCCCUGCUGCUCAAGGACCAGACCUCGUACCCACCCACCCACUACAUCCGGAGGGUGCCCCAGCGGAAGAUCCACUACUUCACAGGCCUGCAGGUCCUGCAGCUGCUGCUGCUCUGUGCCUUUGGCAUGAGCACCCUGCCCUACAUGAAGAUGAUCUUUCCCCUCAUCAUGAUUGCCAUGAUCCCCAUCCGCUACAACCUGCUGCCCCGAAUCAUUGAAGCCAAAUACUUGGAUGCCAUGGACGCAGAGCACUGAGGCCCUGACUGGCAGGCCCUGGCCACACCCUGUUCACCCUUUGCCCCUAGGUCCUCCCAGCUGGCUCUGUGGCUGUGGAUGGGGAGGUGUGGGUGUCUUUUGGGGUGUUGCUCUGUGCUGCACCCCCUCACAGCUGGCCCAACAGGCCUAGGGGGUCUGGGAAUUGUGGGGGUUCUGUGGUGUGUGCCCACCUCUCUCCCUUUAGCCUUUUGCUUUGGGUCAAGAACACUGCUCAGGGCAGCUUCUGCCCAGGGUGGGACUAAGCAGGACGGAUUUUCUUUUGAUAAAAGAGUCAGAUGCCUGAAAGAGAAGCCAUUUCCUUGAUUGUGUAAGGAACUCGGUGUAUGCACAUUAGAGAAUAAAGCUCCUGUUUCUAUGCUUC
Messenger RNA from Equus caballus (horse), 3447 nucleotides. RefSeq names its product solute carrier family 4 member 11 (gene SLC4A11). Gene Ontology annotation, molecular function: solute:inorganic anion antiporter activity. Gene Ontology annotation, biological process: monoatomic ion homeostasis; transmembrane transport; monoatomic anion transport. The record is from RefSeq and is a predicted model, not a curated record. Gene Ontology annotation, cellular component: basolateral plasma membrane; plasma membrane. Lineage: Eukaryota; Metazoa; Chordata; Mammalia; Perissodactyla; Equidae.